Messenger RNA from Cooperia oncophora, 1206 nucleotides. The record is from the annotation of a GenBank genome assembly. NCBI's taxonomy places the organism in Eukaryota, Metazoa, Nematoda, Chromadorea, Rhabditida, Trichostrongylidae.
AUGCUUUUUGGCGCAUUUGCUGGUUUAGUAGGGCAGUCUUCUUCUUAUCCCCUGGAUAUAGUUAGAAGAAGGAUGCAAACCGGUCGCAUCGAAGCAAGCAGUGGAGUGUUAAGAUCUCUCGUUACCAUCUAUAAAAAUGAGAUUCGUAAAGGUGAUGUAGUGUGGGCUCCUUAUCGAAGAGACCCUCUGUGGCCCGCUUUGGUGCGGAACAGUUAUCCCAAGAAAGUGACAUAUGUGUUCUUUCCAUUACCUCCUUCUGAUUCUUUGGAGAAUCUCUCAAAGAAGACUCCAACCUUCAGUUGUCAACCAAAGUCUGUUCGUGCUCUAUCCGUUGACGACAACUUGCCCUCUCGUUGUGCACCUGAUCUCAUUGAGGCGUUUGAGGCCGCUAUACAGUAUCUCCAUAAGAAAGGACUGUCAAAGGGUUCUGCAGCACCGAGGCUGACCACCACAAUCACUCCCAAGGGUGCUCAGUCAACACUGGCUCGGAACAAUGACAAAAUCUUGGCAAAUAACCGGACUCCGAUCAAGGAAGAACGGGACGCCGAUAUAAAACCAGAAAUCCAUGUUGAAGAUCGGCAGACCGGAAGUCGUUGUGACGAGGACAGCAUGGCUAGUGUUGAAGAUGAGCCAGUCAAAGUGGAACCCCAACAUAUACCGCCAUCUCCUCCGAGAGCAUCAGCGUUUGCUGCAGACUCGACAACACAUUCAGAUACUUCAUCACCUGAUCUCUUGACGCCUACCAUAUUUCGUGAGGCAGCCUCCAUUCUGGAACGCAUCUGGCCGACAGAUUUGGUGCAAAAUUAUGUGACGCCACCGCGUUCUGUGUUACGUUUUGAAACGCACACUGGAGGUCUUUUGUCAGACCAUGAGACCGACAGUCUGUUCGACCUCAUCUUCUUUUGGGUUCGCGACCGUGAGAAUGAUUGUUACUAUUUACCUGGUGCUCAUCUUGUACUUGAAGUACUUAUGCCAGAAGUCAUAAUACAGGCUCUCAUACAGGCACGUGGAGUCUCACGGGAGGCAGCAGAGAGAAUGGUGCGAUACACACCGUCAGAAAGUAGCUGUAGCAGCAGUACGAGUAAUGAGUUGAACUCUAAUCACUCCUCUAAAAAUGGAGGGAGCAACAGUGCCCAGAAAAGCGGCGGAAGUUUGGACGAGUUGGCAAGAAUUGCAUGCAAAGAACGGGAAUCAAUCACCGAGUGA